Molecule: messenger RNA, 504 nt
Organism: Cynara cardunculus var. scolymus (artichoke)
Lineage: Eukaryota; Viridiplantae; Streptophyta; Magnoliopsida; Asterales; Asteraceae
Exons: 1
Coding region: 1-504 (167 amino acids)
Source: RefSeq, a predicted model, not a curated record
AUGUGGAAUAAAUUAGUGCCUGGCAAAGUAAAUAUGCUUAUCUGGUGUCUAUCGAAAUCAAGACUCCCCACUAGAAAUAAUUUGUCCAUAAAAGGUAUCCGGGUGAAUUCGAUUUUAUGUCCUUGUUGCCUAAGCCAGCCGGAGACGGAAGAUCAUAUCUUAUUCGGCUGUUCGUCUACAAAGGAGAUCGGUGAUUAUGUAAGGAAUUGGUGGUCGAGUUUUCCUUAUCAAGCUUCCAACUUGGCGGAGUUCUUUUUUGCGGCACAAUUCCCGUUCAAAGGGAAGACGGAGAAGGAUGCGUUGGAGGUAAUUCUCAUGGCGUUCAUUUGGGUGUUAUGGGCGAAUCGCAAUGCGCUGGUUUUCAACAAAUCUCCUAAAAGCCCGGUCGUGCUUUCCAAGGAGAUCGUGCUUUUUUCGUAUAACUGGCUUAGAGUUAGAUCGAAGUCUUGUAAUAAUCUCGAUUGGAACGCUUGGUGUAUCAGCCCCUUAUCGGCUUUGUUAUAA